AGACGCCAUGUCAACAUCGCCACCUUGAUCCAUGCUCCGCUUCACUCUCCACACAAGGAGAUCCAAUCCGCGGCGAGGGUAGAACACCUGUCGGAGAGUUCGGUCCUACAACCGCCUGCUUGUUGAGAAGCUCCGAGGGAGCCCGCGCGUCACCUACAGCAGUUUACAGGAAACGUUGAUGAUCUUCUCUCCCUCCCCUCAGCACUUGGAUUUCCUCGCUAAAGCAUGUAUCCUGGAUCGAAGAAGAGGCAGGCAGGUUCCGGCCUUGAUGAGGGGCCGGUGACGGCCAGGAUAGUAGUUAUUGGCUAGUGCUGGUGUGAUGGAUGUGGACACGUCAACAUGAUGGUGAAGUGCUUGACAUGCUUCAAACUGGUGAGGGGUCCCAGCCCGAGAGAUUGAGCGAGCGCUGGGGAGGGGGGGGCACGCAAUUUGCGAUCUGGCAGUUGCGCCAUUUGCGCCAGCUCAUUUGUGCUGUGCAUACACCGCGCGCAACGUACCGAGGGGCGGGCCCACACGCUCUUACGAUGAAUGCCGCGUCCUCCGUACCGUCUUCCAAAGAACCCCACUACGAAUUUGGUGGGCCGAUUGGGGCAGGCUUGAUCACCGUUUCUUUACCAAUCGUGGUCCUUGGUCUCUGCUUCAUUUGCGGCAAGGAAUACUGCUUGCAAGGAUUACGGUUCGACACACUCGGCGGAGCAUUGGAACAACUUCCAGACAGCUUGGGCGACCUCUUUUCUCCGGUUGCUUUCACGAUUGUCUCUCAGUGGCUUCUGUUCCAAAUUCUGCUGGACCGCGUUUUGCCAGGAAAGACUGUGGAAGGAGUGGUUUUACAAGAUGGCUCUCGUCUUCCGUACAAGAUGAGUGGGCACGCAGCUUUCUGGACAACGUUAGUGGUCACGGCACUUGGGCUCUCGGAGCUCGGUGGUGUGGGGUCUACUAAGCUGAACUUAUCUGCCCUGUAUGAUCUGUACGAGGAGCUUGCAGUUGCAACCGCCACGAUUUCGUUCGCGUUAAGCGUUGGGCUGUUCGUCGCCUCUCAUCGGAAAGGGGCUAAGCUUGCUGACGCUUCGGGAACAGUUGGACGGAGCGCCAUCUAUGACUUCUACAUUGGCCGUGAGCUCAACCCACGGAUUGGGCCUUUGGACCUGAAGUGCUUCUGCGAGCUGCGACCUGGUCUCCUGGGAUGGGUGGUCAUUAACUUGGGCAUGCUGCUCAAGCAAAGAGAGCUUCAAGGAUAUGUAUCAGCCUCCAUGAUCAUGGUCAACGUCUUUCAGGGUUUAUACGUGUGGGAUGGCCUCUUCUUUGAGAGGUCAAUCCUGACCACAAUGGAUAUCACCACCGAAGGCUUCGGUUUUAUGCUGGCUUUUGGGGACCUGUGCUGGUUGCCCUUUACCUACUCCCUUCAAGCUCACUACCUGGUGACCAACGAUCCCGGACUCCCCCUUUGGGCUGUUGCCGUCAUCAGCUGCUUGUGCCUGGUUGGGUACGCUAUAUUCCGGGGCGCCAAUGGCCAGAAAGAUGCCUUCCGAAGGGACCCCAACGCUAGUGCGGUGUCACACCUACAAUGGAUGCCAACUAAGCGAGGAACCAAGCUCCUCACAUCGGGAUGGUGGGGGGCCGCUCGCAAGAUUAACUACACGGGAGACUGGCUCAUGGGUCUUGCCUGGUGUAUGUUUGCAGGGUUUAGUUCUCCAGUGCCGUAUUUCUACUGCAUAUACUUUGGGGUGCUUUUGGUGCAUCGAGCCAUGAGGGACGAUCACGCCUGCGCAGCCAAAUACGGCCCUGACUGGAGCGUGUAUAAGCAGAAGGUUCCCAGCUUGUUCGUACCAGGUCUGUUUUAA
This is a messenger RNA of Ectocarpus siliculosus, 1841 nucleotides long. Lineage: Eukaryota; Phaeophyceae; Ectocarpales; Ectocarpaceae. The record is from the annotation of a GenBank genome assembly.